CAGCAACUUGAAGCACAAAAUGAAAGGAGACAUUUUCAAACAUCUGAUUUCUUUAGUAAACAGUCUGAUUUCGUAAAAGUUACUCUUGUUUUAAUUGUUGUGAAUCUUUACUUUUAUAUUGAUGGCAUCUAAAAGAGUUGUUAUUACUGGAUUAGGAAUAGUUAGCCCAAUCGGUGUUGGAGUUGGACCUUCAUGGGCAAAUCUUUUAUGUGGAAAAUCUGGCGUCUCUAAAAUCAGAGGCUCUGGAUAUGAAAAUUUACCAUGCCAAAUUGCAGCUCAUGUUCCUGAUGAACUCAAAUUGAGUGAAAAAUUUUCAUCUUCCGAUAUAAGAAAAAUGUCAACCUCAACUCUAUUUGCAUUAAUUGCAGCUGAAGAAGCCAUUCAAUCAUCGAAAUUGGAGUUAGAUUCUCUGAAUCGCCAGCGAAUUGGUGUUACCAUAGGAAAUGGCAUGUGUAAUAUUGAUGACAUUUACGAGCAAGUUAAAGUAUUCAAGGAUCGAGGUUACAAUAGAUUUAAUCCUCAUUUCUUAACCAGAAUGUUGAUAAACAUGCCUGCUGGUUUUGUAUCAAUUAAAUUUGGUCUGAAAGGUCCAAACCAUUGUGUAUCAACAGCAUGUACAACAGGUUUACAUGCUUUAGGAGAUGCUUACAAUUUUAUACAAAGAGGAUCAGCUGAUGUUAUGGUUGCCGGUGGAACUGAAGCUGUUAUUGGUCCUGCGAGUAUUGCAGCCUUUUCUCGUAUCAGAGCUUUAUCCUGUAAUUUUAAUGAUGAACCAAGCAAAGCUUCAAGACCAUUUGAUAAUCUUCGGGACGGCUUUGUCAUGGGCGAAGGAGCUGGUUUAAUGGUUGUUGAAGAACUGAAUCAUGCUCUUUCUCGUAAAGCUCCAAUUCUAGGAGAAAUACUUGGCUAUGGAUUAUCUGGUGACGCUUUUCACAUAACAUCGCCUCCAGAUGACGGAUCAGGUGCUUACAAUUGUAUGAAAUCAGCUUUAGAAGAUGCUUCAAUCAAUCCAAAUCAAAUUGGUCACAUUAACUGCCAUGCAACCUCAACACCUCAAGGAGAUGUUGCUGAGCUUGAAGCUAUCAAGAAACUAUUCGGACCUCAUGCAAACCAAAUUGCAAUCACUAGUACUAAAGGGGCAACCGGACAUUUAUUAGGAGCUGCUGGCAGCGUUGAAGCAAUAUUCACUUGUUUAGCUGCCAACAAAGGAGUCAUUCCACCAACAAUUAAUCUAAACGACCCAUUAAAUAAAGAUUUAAAUUUAAUAGCUAAUAAACCUGUUAAUUGGGACAAUGCUGCUUCACAGAAUAAUAGACGGAUUGCUUUAACAAAUUCAUUCGGUUUCGGUGGUACAAACGGAUCUCUAGUUAUAGCUAAUUAUGUUAACUGAACUUUUCUACGUUUUCAUUUGUACAGAUAAUUCCCUUUCAUUAUACUGUUGUGCACAUUAAAUCAACUCUAGAUUGUAAAUUUGAUAAUUCGUGACUUUGAACUUGAACCCUGUUUCGAAUACCAAGAUAAGUUAAAGACAAGAACA
Messenger RNA from Tetranychus urticae (two-spotted spider mite), 1537 nucleotides. RefSeq names its product 3-oxoacyl-[acyl-carrier-protein] synthase, mitochondrial. The record is from RefSeq and is a predicted model, not a curated record. Gene Ontology annotation, molecular function: 3-oxoacyl-[acyl-carrier-protein] synthase activity. Gene Ontology annotation, cellular component: mitochondrion. Lineage: Eukaryota; Metazoa; Arthropoda; Arachnida; Trombidiformes; Tetranychidae. Gene Ontology annotation, biological process: fatty acid biosynthetic process.